This is a messenger RNA of Amaranthus tricolor (Joseph's coat), 2102 nucleotides long. RefSeq names its product endo-1,4-beta-xylanase 5-like. NCBI's taxonomy places the organism in Eukaryota, Viridiplantae, Streptophyta, Magnoliopsida, Caryophyllales, Amaranthaceae. Gene Ontology annotation, molecular function: hydrolase activity, hydrolyzing O-glycosyl compounds. Gene Ontology annotation, biological process: carbohydrate metabolic process. The coding region runs from base 59 to 1822 and encodes 587 amino acids. The transcript is spliced from 7 exons. The record is from RefSeq and is a predicted model, not a curated record.
UUCAAACAUAUGUAGAAAAUUUGGUUCUUUUUUACAUUGCAUUGAACUCAUUUAUGAAAUGAAGAUCAGUUCCUACUUAUGGCAUGCAUUCAUUCUACUGUAUUUAGGGAACACCCUUCAUGCUUUGACAUAUGACUAUUCAGCAACGACGGAGUGUUUGGAAGAAGCUUGGAAGAUUCCCUAUGGUGGAGGGAUUAUACAAAAUCCAGAAUUUGAACAUGGCAGUGAAGGAUGGACUGUGUUUGGACAUGGGAAUAUUGAAGAAAGAACAACAAAGAGUGGUAAUAGAUUCAUCACAAUCGUUAACAGAACUCAGCCUUAUGAUAGCCUAGCACAGAGAGUUCAGCUUCAAAAAGGAAAACUUUAUGCUUUUUCAGCCUGGAUUCAAAUAAGUGAAGGCAGUGAAGUAAUAUCUGUUAUAUUUAGAAGCCCUAGUGGUGAAUAUCUUCAUGGAGGUACAGUAAUAGCUGAGCAAGGGUGCUGGAGCAUGCUUAAAGGUGGGAUUGUUGCAACCUUUUCUGGUCCAGUUGAUUUAACUUUUGAGACAAAGAACACAAAUUCUGAAAUCUGGGUUGAUAAUGUCUCUCUGCAACCUUUUACCAAGAAGCAAUGGAGAUCACACCAAGAAAAUACCAUUUCCAAGGUAAGAAAGCAUAAGGUGAAAUUUCAAGUGACAAACCAAGAGAAUACUUCAAUAUCAGGAUCAAAAAUAAUCCUCAAGCAAAUUAAACCAGGUUUUCCUGUAGGAUGUGAAAUAAACCUGAACAUCCUAAACAACACCAAAUACCAAAACUGGUUCACCUCCCGAUUUUCUGUCGCUGCUUUUGGUAACGAGAUGAAAUGGUACUUCAACGAACAAACGCAAGGGCACGAAGACUACACUAUACCUGAUGCCAUGCUAAAAUUUUGUGAGCAAAACAACAUCGAUGUGCGAGGCCAUAACAUAGUAUGGGACAAUCCGAUAUACCAACCUACUUGGAUUAACCGGGAAAUCUCCCCUCGAGACUUGAAUGAAACAGCCAAAAAAAGGACGGAAUCUAUUGUUUUAAGGUACAAAGGGAGAUUGAUUCAUUGGGAUGUAGUGAAUGAAAACUUGCAUUUCAGUUUUUAUGAGGAUAAACUUGGUGCAAAUGCAUCAGCAGAGUUUUAUGCUAGGACUUACAAGCUUGAUCAAACCCCGAUUUUGUUCUUGAACGAGUAUAACACGAUUGAGUAUAGUAAAGAUGAAAUGUCCAUACCAGCAAAAUAUGCAAGAAAAUUGAAGAACAUAGUAGCAUAUUAUAGGAACAGAAGUGGGAGUAAUACAAGUUUGCCUAUGGGAAUAGGGUUGCAGUCAAGGUUUGGCCCUGGUCAGCCAAAUUUUGCUUAUAUGAGAGCAGGAAUGGACUACUUAGCUUCUAUGGGAUUCCCUCUUUGGCUUACUGAAGUCUUUGUUGAUAAAGGGGACAAUCAGGAAGAUUAUUUGGAGGAUGUUCUAAGGGAAGGAUAUGGACAUCCUGCUGUUAAAGGAAUAGUGAUAUGGCCCACUUCACCUUUCAGCAGUGACUGCAAAAUGUGUUUAACAGAUCAGAACUUCAGCAACACACCAAACGGGGAUGUAAUUGAUAAGAUUAUCAAGGAGGUUUGGGCCCCAAAAACUCAAGAAAUUAUGGCUGAUGGACAAGGCAUUUUUGACGUACAUUUGCCUCAUGGGGAUUAUGAAGUUCAUGUUAUGCAUUUUGCAACAAAUUCUUACACAAAAUUGAAAUUUAAGGUGGAUGAAAAUUCAACCAACUUUGUGCAUGUUCAAAUUAAUACAUUGGCUCCUUACGAUUGUAUGUAAGUUAAAUGUUGUUGAGCACGCGCCAGCCGAUUGUAUGUAAAUUAAAUGUUGUUGAGCACGCGCCAGCCGUGAAUAAUCCGCAUUAGUAUGAUAUUGUCCACUUUGGCUGAGCUUGAUAUUUGUUUUUGGGUACCUUUCCAAAUGGUCUGAACUACAUUACUAGUAUGGAGUUGAAUUGAACUGUUCUUAUUUUUUCAACGUGGUGCAUUCAACAAAUUUGAUUGUUAUUAGAAUAUGGAAAUAUACCCCUUAUAAGAAAAUAAUACCCCAUUAGCGAUAU